Ruditapes philippinarum (Manila clam) is the source of this 2484-nucleotide messenger RNA. RefSeq lists its product as uncharacterized. Gene Ontology annotation, molecular function: protein binding. NCBI's taxonomy places the organism in Eukaryota, Metazoa, Mollusca, Bivalvia, Venerida, Veneridae. Bases 106 to 2208 code for a protein of 700 amino acids. The record is from RefSeq and is a predicted model, not a curated record. The transcript has 2 exons.
AGAGGAAGUAAAAGUUAAAAAAUUUCCACCUACCUGGUGAAACGGAAAGAAAUCUUUUAUCUUGAUUAUUUUCAUGAAAUAUUGUUCCAUCCAACAUUAAAAAAAAUGUUUCAAGAACUUGACUCCAGAGAAAACCUAUCAUUGAUGUUAUCAGAGGUUUUAGAUGACAUUGGUGUCAAUGAAAGAAUAGUGAUGAGAAGGAGAAGAAAUUGCAUGCUGCUAGAGACUAUGAUUAAUACCAACUGGACAUUUACUGAUAGAAAUCAGACGGCCUAUUAUCUAGGAAGUCAGAGUGAAGGUACAACUACUAAAGGACUUCAGUCAGACUAUGAUAAACUAGUCUGUGCGCACAAUGUCAAUAUAAUGCAGGACCGGUUAGAGUGGAAAAAAGGCAAGUCAAACUUCCUUAUGAUACAGGAUGAGAACACUACCCCUGGUUAUUGUUUCUUACAAAAGUUCGAAACAUAUGAACAUCUUCCUGCAUCUGAUAUUCCUUGUACACAUUAUAGUACUGAUAGAGAAGGGAGAAUAUUGCUUAAAAACACAAUUAAAAAUUAUAGGCUUAGGAGUGGAGGGCAGCAGCAUGGACCAGCUAUUGCUAGGAGAGACCCUGGAUGCUAUGAUAUUGACGAAGUGAUUGGUUUUCCAUGUAAAUCAUGGCCUCAAUCAGCAUCAGGUUGGUUAGAAAGACAGGGCAUUGGCAGAUGGCCAACACAAAAGAUGAGAAGAUCUGAAGCCUGUAAUGGGUGUUUUGUUGUUGGAACUGAAAGUAAGGUCAGUAAAUAUCCUGAAGUGGAAUGGAGAAUAUCUACAUCACUGGCAGAAAGGAAUCUUAUGUUUAGUCUUAAUUUCACACAAAUAAGGUGUUAUGUACUACUGAAAAUGAUUCUUAAGUCCUUCCUUAAUCCUAAAAAUGAAAUCAAUAUAUCAAGUUUCAUGUGUAAAACAGUUCUAUUACAUUGUAUAGAAAAAACAGACCCAAGUGCAUGGAAAGAUAACAAUUUAUUAACAUGUUUAACACACUGCUUAUUGGAAUUACACAGUUACAUACAGAAUGGCUUUUGUCCACAUUUCAUUAUACUGAAAAAUAAUUUGAUGGCAGGACAAUUUACAGCUGAGUCAAAACAUGAACUUUCCAAAAAUACUUGUGAAUUUUUACAGAAUGAUAGACUAAGGUUACUUAGUAUUGGUAUUGAUGAUCUUGGUCAUAGACUUCUAGUUAAAUUGAACAUUGUACCACAUGGUGUUUACACUUUUGAUUCUUCUCUUGAAAUGUAUGAACAAGUUCUGACCUUGGGAUAUAUACUCACUGCAAUGGAGAUAAGUGAAAGCCAUAAGGAUUUUUUAGAAUGUUCUCAAAAUAAAAACAUUAAAACAAUAAAGCAAUCUGUAGGUAAAGUAAUGACCUUCAGUGAUAAUGGUAAUACAUUAGAACAUGUUGCAAUCAAGUUACUUGCACCUUUUUAUUUUACCACAUAUGGAUCUAUCCUAGCAUCAUCCAGCAUUGGAGAAAAAAAACAAAUGUCAUGUCAAGCAUUUGUCUGGCUAUCAGACGGUUUAAACUCUGACAUCUCAUCAAGCAGACUUAAAUUGGCUUCAGUGUUCUACUGUACAAGAGAUAUGGAGAAAGCUGAAAAACUUCUGAGACACACUGAACAACAAUAUAACUCUAAUCCUGUUUUACCUUUCUGUAGAUGCUGGAAUUAUCCUCGAGAAGCAAUACCAGUAGAUUUCAAGAGGGUAUGUAAUGAGGAAAGUGAGGACUGUAUCAAAAAAAUUACAGCAUUUUGCGUCAGGUUUAUACAGAAAGAGAUUAACUGUGUUCCUCAUGAACUACAAUAUGAAAUGUUCAGAUCUACACAAGAUGACAUGAUACACAGAGAUGAAUUAUUUGACUUUUGGAUGGACUGGGCUGUAGUUGAUUCUCUCCCUUUCCUGUACUUCCUACAAUACAAGAUCUAUGGUCAUCUACAAAAGCAUCAAGAUCAACAACAAGCACUUAGUAAACUUGAAAGAACAAUAGAAACUGAUAAAAAUCUUGGACAUAAAGAAACAGCUCUUAACGUUUUAGGACAAUGUAUGGAACAAGAAAACAGACAUCAACAAGCAUUAAAAUGCUACCUGCUUUCUCUUCAACAAAGGGCAAGAAACAAUGUAGCAAUCAUACAUAUAUGUAAACUCCUUUCAAGGGUAUUGGCUAGGCAAUGAAAUGACAGUAUUAAGUAUCAUUGUCAAUGAUCAUGUACUGAUUGAAUCAAACAGAUUCAAAUGUCAAAAUAUAGACCAGUUAUCAUUCUUGAAAACACAUAAUAUUUUGAAGUAACUUGAAACAGAUUAAACUGAAAGAAUGAAUCCAGCUUCAAUGAUUUUGAAUAUUUUAUUUACAUUUGAGAGUCAAGAGCCUCUUCGGAAGAGGACCAGUAUUGUUCAUGAAAAUGAAUGUCAAAAUUUUUAGUUAAUGAGAUGAGUUUUUUCUAAGUAUUU